CACAGCUUUGGCGCAUGCGUAGACGGCCGUCAGUAAAGUGCGAGACAGCGCCGCAGACGGACGUAGAAACGGUAUAAGUUGAAUUCCAAAAAAGUACCAAAGGUAUUCCCCCGGUUAAUAGUAUGGUUAGGCUACACAAUCGAGCAAUUUGGCCAACAGGCUGUGGAGCGGGACUUGUGCUCAUCACGUUGCUCGGUGCGCGCAUUUCGUUCGCUUGGAAGCCGAUUGCCUCCGGCAGCCCCAUAACAUCGUACAGCCUAAAGCAAUCGCAUCCAGGUGAGGCCAGCAGCAGCCACGAGCUGGCCACCAGCUAUGCCCAAUUUGGUGGCGAUCAAAAGGAGGAGGACGCUAUCGUGAAUGGCGUGGAAACAGGCAUCACGCACCCGAUCACAUUUGCCGACGAUCACGAAAAUCAUUACGAGUCGUAUAGCUUAAAGGACGACGUGGUUGUUGAUGAACCUUCUCUCAGCUUUCCGCGCACUCCACUCUACGUCUCCGACGAUCGCUGCAGUGUCAAGAAAUUCGCAUUCAAUCAGGACGGCGCGGUGGAGUACAACAACGAGUUGCCCGAGCUGGAUCAGUUCACGUUAUGUUUCUGGAUGCGUUUUACCAAUCACAGCGGCGACCAUGUCAUGUUGACCUACCAAGUGGAAAAGGAAGCACGCGAAAUACAAAUCUGGGUCGCGAAUGCGCAAAAUUCCAGUUUCCUAUCGAUGGCCAUAAAAGGUCAGCAAAUGUACAGAUUGAAUUACCCGCUGCGUAUGCGGCAAUGGCAUCACAUGUGCAGCUCGUGGAAUGGAAAGACCGGCGAGUGGCAAGUCUGGCUAAAGGCAGAACGUAUCGGGCGUGGCUUCCACAAUUCGCUAGUAGGCCAUAAAAUACCGGCAAAAGGAAUACUGCGAUCAGGCGGCAGCUCCGUUACCGGUGAAGUGAGUCACGGUCUGCACUUUGAGGUAACAAUGGUACAAAUUUAUCGCGUAGCAUUGAGCGCGGGCAAGGCACAUCGGGAUCACAAGCACCACCAUGUGCACCAUGUCGACCACGAUGGUCAGGAGGUGUCCAGCACACCGCGUGUGCCGCCAAUGAUAAAUCGACCUCAGCCGAUGCACUCGCUGCUCGCCAGCGGCCAAAUCCCCACCAGAGUGCGCAUCAAUCUGGCCGGUUCAGGGCCAACGCAGAAACCGAACGGCGCCAACGCUGCUGAAUUCCAGCCUCAACAACAAGCAAUAACCGUCAACACGAAUUUCGUCAACGGUCAGAUUAAUGCUGGUUCUCGAUUGGUGGCCCAGCAGCUACUUGGUAUUUCGCCCAUAUCCCAAAGCCGACCCGCAAGUGAGGCGGGACGGUUCCAGAUGCUCAGCAACUCGGCCAAUGUGCAGUUCAUAGAUGAGACAGAGACGCAUAUACAGUUCAAACGAGACGCGGCGACUCCAACGAACGACAAGAAGCUGCGGAAACGAGGCCUCGUCUUACUGGACGAUGGUUCUGUUGUGGAUGAUGGCCUUGGCAGCAGCAGCAGCAGCAGCAGCGACGAGUUUAGCAAAUACAACGGUCUUGCCGACUUUGGAGGUCAGCAGUUCAAGCAGGAUUUGACUUUGAAAAUGACUCUUGAGGAGGAAAUCAGUUCACACGACCGCGAACCUGCCGAAGAGGAAGUCAAGGCAGUCAUGGGCAUCUGCAGCAACUGCGACCCGGAGCCAUUUCAGGGUGCGAUUGUGUUUGCCUGGAAGAACGUGGAGGAGCACAUGAAUAACACGCUCAAGGGUCUCAGUGUGGGCACCUGCGGCAACUUCUAGCUGCCUCUACCACCAGUCAGCAAAAAAUAAAUACAUUUAAGCAGCAAGGAGCAGGGGGCAAGGAGCAGGGCGGUGCAUAUAACGCUUA
Drosophila montana is the source of this 1884-nucleotide messenger RNA. RefSeq names its product b6 (gene b6). The transcript is spliced from 5 exons. The record is from RefSeq and is a predicted model, not a curated record. NCBI's taxonomy places the organism in Eukaryota, Metazoa, Arthropoda, Insecta, Diptera, Drosophilidae. The coding region runs from base 123 to 1796 and encodes 557 amino acids.